AUGGCAAACGAAACGGGUUUCAACAAUUCCAACGCGACAGGCGGCAACGACACCGCACCAGCCGGCUUAAGUCCCGGGACCUAUGGGUUAGUCAUCAGUGUGACAAUGAUAUGCGCCGGCACCAUCGUCUACAAUAUUCUCAUCAUCAUCGCAUUUAUUCGCGAUUCCGCCGUGCGAAAUCCUUUUUCGUACUACAUCCUGAAUGUCUCCAUCACUGACCUGGCUUUGGCUCUGUUCAGCAUGACCGGCUUCGUCUGGUUCACCUUAUCACCCACAUCCAACGCUAGUUAUUGCCCGUACUACAACUUCUUUGAUAACUUCUUCUCCACCAGUACCGCACAUUCGGUGAUGCUCAUCAGUUUGGACCGGCUGUUUUCACUAUACUUUCCCAUUCGUUACCGGAAUUUGCGAUCCGUGAAGUUCACAGUGAUCAUGUGCGCUGGAACGUGGAUUUAUUUGCUCUGCUUAUUGAUGCCGUACAAUCUGAUAGAUGCCCUACGCUAUGUACUGGUCUUCUGGAAGUUACAUGGACGAGCGAAGUUCAAACAGCAAGGUUUCUCCAAUAAAGUACACGGAAAAAAGAGUACCGUCAUGCACAGCCACGCCCACACCAACGUCACGCAUGUACAUACUACCGUCGUUACCGGAACAGAACCCAGUGCAACAGCCAAAAAGAAAUCCAAAGACCGUGAUGAGAAGAAAUUUUUUCGUCUCUUCGCACUGCUGGCGCUGUGCAUUUUGGUCUGCAUUUUUCCAGGAAAUAUUUAUUUCCUGUUGGUGGAUUUCGUGCCGUAUUGGAACGAUGACGUCAGCGCUGUUGUGGCUUGCUUGCAAUAUUUAAGUUGCAUAUUCAACCCGGUCAUUUAUCAUUCCAGCCUCCCCACUUUACAGAAAGCGGUUAAAAACGUUAUAUUUUGCCGCUAA
This is a messenger RNA of Paramacrobiotus metropolitanus, 924 nucleotides long. Its product is annotated as allatostatin-A receptor-like. The transcript is spliced from 3 exons. Lineage: Eukaryota; Metazoa; Tardigrada; Eutardigrada; Parachela; Macrobiotidae. Gene Ontology annotation, molecular function: G protein-coupled receptor activity. Gene Ontology annotation, biological process: G protein-coupled receptor signaling pathway. Gene Ontology annotation, cellular component: membrane. The record is from RefSeq and is a predicted model, not a curated record. Bases 1 to 924 code for a protein of 307 amino acids.